CCAAAUUCCUCUAUUUUCAUAUAAUCCCAUAAUUUCAUCUAAAUUUCAUUACAAAAGCAUUAUUGAUGAACCACACCACCAUUCAAAUUCAAAUUCAAAAGUUCAUCAAUCUUCAAACAUCCACCUAGCUAGCUAUAUAUCUCUUCAUAAGGAAGAUCAACAUUCAUAAGCUAUUGAUCAAGAUUGAUUCUAACCUUGCAUGGGUUUAUCGAUUUCGUGCCUAUUCGCUGACUGUGCAGAUUUGGGAACUAGUUUGGCAUCUCUUAGUUUCCUACAAGAAAAUGAAGCUAAAAAGUUGGUCAGAUCAAUUAGUUUCAAGAGGCAAGAUAAUUCCGAAAGUUUAAUGAAGUAUGUGUGUCCACAAGAAAAUUUGGUUCAAGAAUCUUUGACCAAAAAGAACGAAAGUUACCCCGAAUCUCCAAGAUUGGAAUUGUCUACUGAUUUGGGUAGCCCCAAAGAUGAGGCCGCCAUAAAGUUGCAAAAAGUGUAUAAAAGUUUUCGUACACGAAGAAAGCUAGCAGAUUGUGCAGUUUCGAUUGAACAAAGCUGGUGGAAGGUGUUAGAGUCUGCAGAACUCAAAAGGAGUUCUAUAUCGUUCUUCGAUAUCAAUAAACAUGAAUCCGCUAUAUCACGUUGGGCCAGAGCAAGAACAAGAGCUGCAAAGGUUGGAAAAGGAUUGUCGAAAAACUGCAAAGCCCAAAAGCUUGCUUUGCAGCACUGGCUUGAGGCAAUCGAUCCAAGACAUCGUUAUGGCCACAAUCUUCAAUUCUAUUACUUGAAAUGGCUGCACUCUGAAAGCAAAGAACCCUUCUUUUACUGGUUGGAUAUAGGAGAAGGCAAAGAAGUGAAUCUUGUUGAAAAGUGUUCUAGAACAAAACUACAACAACAAUGCAUCAGAUAUCUUGGCCCGAUGGAGAGAAAAGCGUAUGAAGUAGCGAUGGAAAAUGGGAAGCUUUUGUACAAACAAACUGGAGAGUUCAUCGAUACCACGGGUCAGACAAAAGGGGCAAAGUGGAUAUUUGUUCUAAGUACAACCAAGACUUUAUAUGUUGGGGUCAAGAAGAAAGGUUCAUUUCAACAUUCAAGUUUUUUGUCAGGAGGAGCCACUUUGGCUGCAGGAAGAAUUAUUGCUGAGAAAGGUGUUCUUAAGGCUGUCUGGCCUCACAGCGGUCACUAUCUUCCUACCCAAGAGAAUUUUCAAGAUUUCAUUUCAUUCCUUGAUGAAAAUGAUGUGGAUACUUCUGAUGUAAAGAUGGAUUCUAUUGAUGAUGACGAUAAAGACUAUACUGGCGAACAAGAUAGUCUUGUUUGUGUAAGAACUCACUCAUCCGAAGAAGAAGAUACCUCAGAGAAAACCAUUGAGGAACAAAAGAAGCCGAGACUACCCAACAGUUUUACCAGAAGGUUAAGUGUUGAAAUACCAAAAAACAACGAUUUGAUUGUGAGUUUUAUGGCCCAAAAUCACUCAUCAGAAGAUAGUUACUCAGACGACGAACAUGAACCAGACAUGGAAGAAACAGUUUCUAAAGAAUCUAUCUUUCAAAGAAUCGAUUCACAUAAAGAAACAAAGUCUUUUCAAUUAGGAAGGCAGCUUUCGUGCAAAUGGAGCACAGGGGCAGGACCUCGAAUUGGUUGUUUGAGAGACUAUCCAACAGAGCUACAAUCACAGGCGUUAGAACAAGAGAAUUUGUCUCCAAGAAGCAAAAAGUCGUUCGAUAGAAAAAACAGUCGCCCUUAUAGAACACAAUCGUCCCCUUUGAAUACUGGAUCGAUUAAUCUAGUUACAUCAGGUGAAAUUUCAGAUUAGUUUGUUACUGUAUAGUAGUGUUCAUAGUAAAUUAACCAUAGGUAAUUUUUUGCAUUCUUUGUAAUGUUCAUAUGUUGAUAUCAUGUAUAUAGUUUUGUAUAGAUAUAAGUUAUA
This is a messenger RNA of Erigeron canadensis, 1921 nucleotides long. Its product is annotated as IQ domain-containing protein IQM2-like. The record is from RefSeq and is a predicted model, not a curated record. NCBI's taxonomy places the organism in Eukaryota, Viridiplantae, Streptophyta, Magnoliopsida, Asterales, Asteraceae. The transcript has 9 exons. Bases 200 to 1807 code for a protein of 535 amino acids.